Lactuca virosa is the source of this 6819-nucleotide messenger RNA. The record is from the annotation of a GenBank genome assembly. Lineage: Eukaryota; Viridiplantae; Streptophyta; Magnoliopsida; Asterales; Asteraceae.
CAGCCAUUUCUCCCUCUCAUUUUCAUCCCCGCCCCAAAUCCGCCUUCAUCGAGGGUUCUUUACAUCUAUCUACGGUGUAAUAUCCAGAUCUCUUUACGCGAUUAACUGUAACACUUCUCCAAAAAUGAACGGCGAUAAUCGAAGAAGAGCAGACCGCAAAGACACAAGGAUUUCAAAGAAGCAGAAACUCAUUCUAUCGACCGAAGAAAAGCUCGAGACCAAGCUCGGCUUUGAUCUAUUCACCGAAGGAGAAAAGCGCCUCGGCUGGCUACUCACAUUUUCUACUUCAUCGUGGGAGGACCAAGAUACGCAGAGAGAAUAUAGCUGUGUCGAUCUAUAUUUCGUUUGCCAGGAUGGUUCGACUUUUAAAGCCAAGUACAAGUUCAGACCUUAUUUUUAUGCUGCUACGAAGGAUAAGAUGGAAAUGGAUGUUGAUGCAUAUUUAAGAAGAAGAUAUGAAGGGAAAGUUGCUGAUAUUCAAAUAGUAGAGAAAGAGGACCUUGAUCUUAAAAACCAUCUUUCUGGAUUGAGGAAAACUUACUUAAAGAUAUCAUUUGACACUGUACAACAAUUGAUGGAGGUAAAGCGUGACCUGAUGCACGUGGUUGAAAGAAAUCAAGAAAAGUUUAAUGCUUCAGAGGCAUAUGAGUCCAUAAUGUCAGGAAAAAGCAAAGAACGAAUUCAAGAUUUUAUAGAUUGCAUCUCUGAUCUACGGGAGUAUGAUGUGCCUUAUCAUGUUCGUUUUGCCAUUGAUAAUGAUGUAAGAUCCGGAUUGUGGUAUGAUGUUAGUGUGUCAAGUGAUGGAGUUAAGUUAGAAAGGAGGCAUGAUCUCCUGCAGCGUGCUGAAGUUCAUGUCUGUGCAUUUGACAUAGAGACAACAAAGCUUCCUUUAAAAUUUCCAGAUGCUGAAUAUGAUUUAGUUAUGAUGAUUUCAUACAUGGUUGAUGGAAAAGGAUAUUUGAUUAUUAAUAGAGAGUGUGUUGGUGAAGAUAUAGAGGAUUUGGAAUAUACACCGAAGGCUGAAUUUGAAGGAUACUUUAAAGUGACAAAUGUGAAGAAUGAGGAAGAACUUAUCAAAUCAUGGUUUGCUCAUAUGGCAGAGGUGAAACCUGGUAUUUAUGUCACAUACAAUGGUGACUUUUUUGAUUGGCCAUUCAUGGAAAGAAGGGCAGCUCAUCAUGGCCUGAUAAUGAAGGAUGAGCUAGGGUUUCAAUGUGACACAGUGCAAGGUGAAUGUCGUGCUAAAUUUGCAUGUCAUCUGGAUUGUUUUGCAUGGGUCAAACGUGAUAGUUAUCUACCUCAAGGAAGCCAUGGUUUGAAGGCUGUCACUAAAGCCAAAUUGGGCUAUGAUCCAUUGGAGGUAAAUCCUGAAGAUAUGGUUCGUUUUGCAAUGGAAAAACCACAGACGAUGGCUUCAUAUUCAGUAUCUGAUGCUGUGUCAACAUACUACUUGUAUAUGACAUAUGUUCAUCCCUUCAUUUUCUCCCUUGCAACUAUAAUACCAAUGCCUCCUGAUGAAGUCUUGCGUAAAGGAAGUGGGACCCUCUGUGAAAUGCUUCUCAUGGUUGAGGCAUACGUGGCAAAUGUUGUAUGUCCAAACAAGCACCAAUCUGAAGCAGAAAAGUUUCAUAAUGGGCGCCUUUUGGAGAGUGAGACAUACAUUGGUGGCCAUGUGGAGUGUUUGGAAACUGGUGUUUUCAGAUCCGACCUUCCAACUUCUUUCAAACUUGAUUCAUCUGCUUUCACUCAACUUAUCGACAACCUUGAUCGGGAUCUUCAAUAUGCUAUUAAAGUGGAGGGUAAAAUGGACAUUGAAACAGUCUCAAAUUACGAUGAAGUAAAGGAUGCUAUUACAGAAAAGCUUGCAUCAUUACGAGAUGAACCUACACGAGAAGAAUGUCCCCUUAUUUAUCAUCUUGAUGUUGCUGCUAUGUAUCCCAAUAUUAUAUUAACAAACAGACUUCAGCCACCAUCAAUAGUUACAGAUGAGGUGUGCACUGCAUGUGAUUUCAAUCGCCCUGGGAAAACUUGUCUUAGGAAACUUGAAUGGAAGUGGCGUGGAGAGACAUACACAGCAAAGAGAAGUGAUUACUAUCAUUUGAAGAGGCAAAUUGAAUCCGAAGUUGUUGCUGUUGAUGGCUUCAAAUCAAAGUCGUUCCUUGAGCUGCCUAAAGUGGACCAACAACUGAAGCUGAAAGAUCGUUUAAAGAAAUACUGCCAAAAGGCGUAUAAACGAGUGCUUGAGAAGCCACAUACUGAAACUAGAGAAGCAGGGAUUUGCAUGCGUGAAAAUGCAUUUUAUGUUGAUACUGUCAGAAGUUUUCGUGAUAGAAGAUAUGAAUAUAAAGGACUUAAUAAAUUAUGGAAAGGGAAGUUGUCAGAAGCAAAAGCUAGUGGAAAUCCUAUUAAGAUCCAGGAAGCACAAGAUAUGGUGGUUCUCUAUGAUUCUCUUCAGCUUGCUCAUAAAUGUAUUUUGAAUUCCUUCUAUGGAUAUGUCAUGCGCAAAGGUGCAAGAUGGUAUUCAAUGGAAAUGGCUGGAGUUGUUACAUAUACUGGAGCAAAAAUAAUCCAGAAUGCCCAUGAACUUGUUAAAAAAAUUGGAAAACCUCUAGAAUUAGACACAGAUGGUAUCUGGUGUGUUUUGCCAGGGUCAUUUCCGGAAAACUUUACCUUUAAAUUUAGAGACUCAAAGAAGAAGUUUACAAUCUCAUAUCCAUGUGUUAUGCUCAAUGUUGAUGUGGCAAGAAACAACACAAAUGACCAAUACCAGACUCUCAAAGAUCCUAUCAACAGAACAUACACAACACACAGUGAAUGUUCAAUUGAAUUUGAAGUGGAUGGACCAUAUAAGGCAAUGAUUCUUCCUGCUUCUAAAGAAGAGAAUAAAUUGAUUAAAAAAAGGUAUGCUGUUUUUAAUGACGAUGGUACCCUUGCUGAGCUUAAAGGUUUUGAGAUAAAGAGAAGGGGUGAACUAAAGCUCAUUAAAGUUUUCCAAGCUGAGCUCUUUGACAAAUUUCUUCACGGGUCAACUUUAGAGGAAUGCUAUUCUGCAGUUGCUUCUGUUGCAAACCGCUGGCUUGAUCUUCUUGAUAAUCAAGGGAAUGAUAUUGCAGAUAGUGAAUUGCUUGAUUACAUAUCAGAAUCGAGCACAAUGAGCAAGUCUUUAGUAGAUUAUGGAGUGCAGAAAUCAUGUGCUGUAACCACAGCAAAACGUUUGGCUGAUUUUCUUGGUGAUACCAUGGUUAAAGACAAAGGACUUCGUUGCCAAUAUGUUGUUGCAUGUGAACCAAAGGGGACCCCGGUGAGUGAACGUGCAGUUCCUGUUGCAAUAUUUGAAACUGACCCAGAAAUUAUGAAGUUCUAUGUGAAAAAGUGGUGUAAAAUCUCAUCAGAUAUUGGCAUUCGGUCUAUUAUUGACUGGGAAUAUUACAAACAACGUCUUAGCUCUGCUAUUCAAAAAACCAUUACUAUUCCUGCAGCAAUGCAGAAGGUUUCAAAUCCUGUUCCAAGAGUAGUUCAUCCUCCAUGGUUACACAAGAAGGUUCGUGAAAAGGAUGACAAAAUGAGGCAAAGAAAAUUAAAUGUCAUGUUUAGUUCAAUGAAAAAGGCCAAUGAAGAGGAGGUGAGAAAGGACACAAAUGGAAAAGAACAUGUAAUUCAAGAACAGGAAGCUGUGGACUUGGAGGAUUUUGGGAGCAAAGGAAAAUCUUCCAAUUCUACCCCUAGACCUGUUGUUCGUUCUUAUGAAACUAAUGGUAAAACAAGUUCUUCCAAGGAAAAAGUUGACCAUGGUCAAAGGACGAAUCCAGUGGUUGAUAUCCCUGUGGAGGAUAAUAUAGACAGACAUGUGGAUUACCAAGGAUGGCUUAAUCAAAGAAAAAGAAAAUGGAAACAAGUUCGUGAAAAAAAGAAGAAACAAAAGUUGGACAGUUUGGACAAAAAUACCCAAAGGAAUGGAGUUACUGAGAUCCGUAGUGGCGUGUCAAAUAAAAAACAAGCUCAGGGUAGAACUGGGGUAAAUUCGUACUUUGAAAGACAUGAACUUGCCCUUACACGCAGCCAUUGGCAGAUAAUUCAACUUGUUCCAAGUUCUGAACUUGGACAGUUUUUUGGUUGGGUUGUUGCGGAUGGAAGGAUGCAUAAGAUUGCUAUAAAAGUUCCAAGAGUAUUUUACCUUAAUUCUAAAGCUCCUGUAACUGAAGACUUUCCUGGAAGACGUGUCAACAAGAUUCUUCCUCAUGGACACCAUUCUCAUAACCUCAUUGAGGUCAUAGUUGAUGAAGAUCAGUUUAAGACAGAAAGCAGGAAACUUGCUGCUCACCUAGCAGAUCCUGAAGUGGAGGGGAUAUAUGAAACAAAAGUCGGGUUGGAUUUCAGUUCAAUUCUCCAAAUUGGAUGUGUUUGCAAAGUGGAUAAAUCAGCUAAAAAACGAAAUGCAAAAGAGGGUUGGAAUCUGAGUGAAUUGCAUAUGAAAACCACUACAGAGUGCUCUUAUCUUGAAUCUCCAAUUCCUUUCUUCUACUUAUAUCAUAGCAUAUCUGAAGUAAGGGGAAUCUAUGUUGUAUACUUUCCUUCAUCUUCAGUCAUCCAUGCAGUAAUUGUCAACCCCUUCCAGAAUAAAGAAUUAACUCCCAAUAUUUUAGAUAAACAGUUUCGUGAUGCUUGCCAAGCUUUAUCAGUUGAAUCUUCCAUGUCCAGAGGUUCCUCCAAUUUUAAGGUGGAGUAUGUUGGAACCCCUAAAGAUGCUGAAAGGAUCUUUCAAAGAACCAUAAGUGAAUUUAGAGAUGAGCUUCAUGGACCUGCAAUUGGUGUAAUCGAAUGCCCAGAUGUUAAGUUAAUGAAGUUGAAUAUAAGAGCUUUGGAUGAUUUUCCAUGUGUUUCUAUUCCUUCAAAUGCUCGUGAUUGUCACUAUCCAACUCUUUCUUGGCAAGCUUUUGCUGCAAAAAUUGGGAUGCAACGUUGUGCUGCAUCACCUCGCUGGUUGAAUGAAAGAAUCUCUCUUUCCAGAUACUCCCAUAUUCCAUUAGGCAACUUUGAACUGGAUUGGCUUAUACACACUGCAGAUAUCUUCUUUGCAAGAGCUUUACGUGAUCACCAACAGAUACUUUGGGUAUCAGAUAAUGGAUUUCCAGAUCUUGGAGGGGAUACUGAAGAAGAAACUUGUUACUCUGAUGAGGUCAAUCAACCUGUUCUUACUUACCCAGGUGCUUAUAGGAAAGUCACAGUUGAGCUAAAGAUUCAUCAUCUGGCUGUCAAUGCUCUGUUAAAAAGCAACCAAAUAAAUGAAAUGGAGGGAGGUACCUUAUUUGGGUUUGACCAUGAUUUGACCUCUGGAUCACAUCUUCCCAAUGAACAAUUAGGGUUAGAUGAGGCCACAUCAUGUUCAUCUGCAUUUCGUGUCCUCAAACAAUUGAUUCAAAGAUGUCUUGCUGAUGCUGUUUCAUCAGGAAAUAUAUUUGCUGAUGCAAUGUUGCAACAUUUAUACAGAUGGCUCUGCAGCCCAAGGUCAGCUCUUCAUGAUCCAGCUCUUCAUCGAAUGCUUCACAAGGUUAUGCAAAAGGUGUUUGCACUACUGCUGUCUGAAUUUAGAAAGUUGGGUGCCACCAUUAUAUUUGCUAACUUCUCAAAAGUCAUACUUGAUACUGGAAAGUCAGACUUAUUUGCAGCCCAAGCUUACUGUGAUAGUCUACUCAAAGCUUUACAAGAAAGAGACUUAUUUGAGUGGAUUGAGCUUGAACCCAUGCAAUUCUGGCACUCACUUCUAUUCAUGGAUCAGUACAACUAUGGUGGACUUCAGGCUAAAUUAGAUCAAACAGACGAUAACACAUAUGAUGAGCCUCAAGUGGAAUUAGUCUCCAGUUGGAAUAUAGCAGAAAACCUCCCCAAGGAGACUCAGGAUCAUUUCGUUUUUAUAGUCACUGAGUUCAUGCACCUCCCAUGGAAGUUUACACAAGAUGAAACCAUGAAAAGAGCAGCUAUAAGAAACAGUGACUCCUGCACUCCAUCAAUCACAGCUGCUGCUGCUGAAUCAUUCGAGUCAUGCAUCACUGAACAUCUUAGGGAACAGGUUAAUUCUUACUUCACGGAUAAACUAUUGAAAAUAGUUCGUGAUCUUGUUCUUCACACGAAAGGGAAAGGGAAAUCUAAGCAAGAUGAAGACAAUGUUUAUAAAGGGGAUCCUGCACUUGAGUUUAUUAAGCAUGUCUGUGCUGUUCUUGUUCUUGACCAGAAUGUGCAGCAUGAUAUUCUGAUAAUGAGGAAGAACCUGUUGAAAUAUGUACGUGUAAGGGAGUUUGCUCCAGAGGCACAGUUUCAAGACUGUUCCUUUUCCUUCACUUUACCAAAUGUCAUUUGCAGCUACUGCAACGACUGUAGAGAUCUAGAUUUAUGUCGUGACAGAGGCUUGCUAACUCAAGAAUGGAGAUGUGGGGUCCCACAGUGUGGUCAACCCUACAACCGUGAAGUCAUGGAAAAUGCUCUUCUUCAGAUAGUUCGACAGAGAGAACGACUUUAUCAUCUUCAAGAUUUGGUCUGUUUAAAAUGCAAGCAAAUCAAAGCUGCACACCUGGCAGAAUAUUGUGGGUGUGCGGGCUCCUUUUGUCUCAAAGAGGAAGUCACUGUUUUCAUGAAGAAGAUGGAAGUCUUCUUCAACAUUGGCAUACACCAAAAGUUUGAGCUGCUUGUCGAAUGUGUGUCAUGGAUUUUGGAGCUAAAACAGGUUUAGUUGAACUGAAUUGAUUAUUAUUUUUAGAUAGAUACGCAUAAAUGGUUGAGAAAGAUGUUUGGGAAUUUGGUUAUAGAGUUGAUGAAGUUUCUGAU